AUGGAAGUUAUGGGAUUUGUUCCGGCUAAGAAUUUUCCUCUUCCACCGAAAUGCAAUACUUUCCCUGACGGCAGAUUCGACGCCGUUCAAGCAUGGGGUCCCCGGAGCUCCGGGAACAAGAAGAGAACACUCACUUAUUGCCAGCCGGGAGUUGCAAUACGCGCCGUUUUGAGCCCGACCCUUGAUGUAGCUUCGACGGAUAUCCCAGCUCCGGCAGCUCCGGCGGUCCAAUCCGCGCCGUUAUUGACGGUUUCGGCGAACUCUCUACAAUGCGAGCCCGGUUUUUUAAUGCGGAAUCGCUGGUUGAACGUGGAGAAUGGGGCGGCCGGGGGAAACGGUGCGUUGACCUCCGCGGCUUACUUGAGGAAGAUAUUGACUUCCAAGGUUUAUGAUGUGGCAAUUGAGUCUGAAUUGGAGCUCGCUACUAAGCUCUCCAAAAGAAUGGGAGUCAAUAUUUGGCUCAAGCGUGAAGAUCUUCAACCCGUAUUUUCGUUUAAGCUACGUGGAGCUUAUAAUAUGAUGGCAAAGCUUCCGAAAGAGCAGCUAGAAAGAGGGGUCAUUUGUUCUUCAGCUGGAAAUCACGCUCAAGGUGUUGCCUUAGCUGCUAAAAAACUUGGCUGCAAUGCUGUCAUUGCAAUGCCUGUUACCACUCCAGAAAUCAAGUGGAAAUCAGUAGAACGGUUGGGUGGUAACGUUGUCCUGGUGGGAGAUUCCUAUGACGAGGCUCAAUCGUACGCGAAAAAUCGUGCUUUGGAAGAAGGCCUGACGUUCAUCCAUCCCUUUGAUCAUCCUGAGGUGAUCAGCGGGCAGGGUACAAUUGGAAUGGAGAUUGUGCGCCAAAUGAAGGAUAUAGAAGACCUGCAUGCGGUAUUUGUUCCCGUUGGUGGCGGCGGCCUAAUAGCCGGCAUCGCGGCCUAUCUGAAAAGUGUAUCUCCGGAUAUUAAAAUCAUUGGGGUGGAGCCUUUUGAUGCAAAUGCCAUGGCACUUUCAUUGCAUCAUGGUCAACGAGUAGCGCUGGAUCAAGUCGGUGGUUUCGCAGACGGUGUAGCUGUUAAAAUGGUCGGUGAAGAGACCUUCAGAUUGUGUAAGGAGUUGAUAGAUGGUGUAGUUCUAGUCAGCCGUGAUGCUAUUUGUGCAUCAAUAAAGGACAUGUUUGAAGAGAAGAGGAACAUUUUGGAACCAGCAGGAGCUCUUGCACUGGCAGGGGCAAAAGCAUACUGCCAAUAUUAUGGUUUGCACGGCAAAAAUGUCGUCGCGAUAACGAGCGGUGCUAACAUGAAUUUUGACAGACUGAGAUUAGUUACAGAGCUAGCUAACGUUGGUAGACAGAAGGAAGCUGUGCUUGCGACAUUCAUGCCAGAGGAACCAGGCAGCUUCAAGAGAUUUUGUCAACUCGUGGGAGAUAUGAACAUUACAGAAUUCAAGUACAGAUAUAAUAAUAAUAAUAAUAAUUCAGAUAAGGAGAAAAAAGCUCAAGUGGUGUACAGUAUUGGACUUCAUACAAAAUCAGAACUGGAAGAAAUGAUAAGCAGAAUGCGGUCGUCAAGAUUUGGGACCUUAGACUUGACAGAUAAUGAUUUAGUCAAAGAUCAUCUCCGAUAUUUGUCGGGUCGUCUUUCACACAUUCAGGAUGAGGUCCUUUGUCGGUUUAUUUUCCCAGAGAAACCAGGGAGUUUGAUGAAGUUCUUGGAUGUUUUCAGUCCACGCUGGAAUAUUACUUUGUUCCAUUACAGAGCACAGGGUGAAACAGGUGCAAACGUGUUGGUUGGUAUCCAAGUUGCAAGGAAUGAAAUGAAUGAAUUCAGAGAUCGAGCCAACAAACUUGGGUACGAGUAUGCAGUGGAGGACAACAACAAGGCUUUCAAGCUCUUAAUGUAUUGA
Messenger RNA from Oldenlandia corymbosa var. corymbosa, 1881 nucleotides. NCBI's taxonomy places the organism in Eukaryota, Viridiplantae, Streptophyta, Magnoliopsida, Gentianales, Rubiaceae. The record is from the annotation of a GenBank genome assembly.